Messenger RNA from Gallus gallus (chicken), 2880 nucleotides. RefSeq names its product ADP ribosylation factor GTPase activating protein 3 (gene ARFGAP3). Gene Ontology annotation, molecular function: GTPase activator activity. Bases 16 to 1827 code for a protein of 603 amino acids. The record is from RefSeq and is a predicted model, not a curated record. The transcript has 17 exons. Lineage: Eukaryota; Metazoa; Chordata; Aves; Galliformes; Phasianidae. Gene Ontology annotation, biological process: COPI coating of Golgi vesicle.
CCCUCGCCUGCCGCCAUGUGCGAGCCCAGCAAACAGGACAUCGGCGCCAUCUUCAAGCGGCUCCGCUCCGUGCCCACCAACAAGGUGAGGGCGCCGGGACUCGGCGCGGUAGGGGCCGCGCUCCGCCGCUGUGACACGUCGCACUGGCGGGGGGCGGGGCGGGGCGCGUGUCCCGGCGGGACUGGGCCGGACGGGGCGGCUGUCCGGAAGCGUGGCGCGGCUGCGGCCGGGCUGCGCGGCGGGGGCCCGGUGCUUUCGGUAUGUUUUGACUGUGGAUCGAAAAACCCUAGCUGGGCAAGCAUAACAUAUGGAGUAUUUCUUUGUAUUGAUUGCUCAGGGACGCACCGAUCACUUGGCGUGCACUUGAGUUUCAUUCGAUCUACAGAACUGGAUUCCAAUUGGUCUUGGUUUCAACUGAGGUGCAUGCAAGUUGGAGGAAAUGCAAAUGCUUCUGCUUUUUUCCAUCAACAUGGGUGCACAACAAAUGACACCAACGCAAAGUAUAACAGUCGAGCUGCGCAGCUUUACAAGGAGAAGAUUAAAUCUCUUGCAACACAAGCAACAAGAAAACAUGGUACUGAUGGUUCCGAGAAUGACCUGAGGCACUUAGGGCUCUGCAGCCUACCCCGAGAACUGUUAGCAUCUUGCAAAAGCUUUCUGCAGCUGUGGACAGAUGGCUGUGGAAUGCCACCUGCAUCACCUCAACACAAAGAAGAGGACUUUUUUGCAUCCCACGCUUCUUCCAAGAAUACGGAAUGGGUAUUAUCAGAGCCAGAACCAGCUCCUCUACAACAGAAAGCUUCAGAAAACAUCCCAGAAAGCUAUGAAGGUGGACCAGAACACGGACCAAGUGUUGAUUGCCUUAGUACAUCACCAAAAGCCACAUUAGAGAACACCUCCUUUAUAAAAAAGAAGCCGAAUCAAGUUAAGAAAGGGCUUGGUGCCAAAAAAGGUGGUUUGGGGGCACAAAAAGUCAGCAGCCAAAGCUUUAAUGAGAUCGAAAAACAAGCACAAGCUGUAGAUAAAAUGAAGGAACAAGAGGAUCUUCAUAGCAGUAGGAAAAUAGAGAUGGAAGAGCCACUAGUAUCAUCUUUACGAUUGGCCUACAGAGAUCUUGAUAUCAAAACAAAAGAAGAAAAGUUAAAUCUAUCUGGCAAGAAGAAAAAUGAACUAGAGAGGCUUGGCAUGGGAUUUGGUAGCAACAGGAGUGGCAUUUCCCACUCUGUCCUCUCAGAUAUGCAAACAAUAGAACAGGAAACACCAACAAUUGGAAAACCAAAGAAAAAGUACACAGAUGAUGUAGAAGACUCCUAUUUCUCUUCUUCUAGUUCAAGGUACUAUGAUUCUUCAGAUUUGAGAAGCAACACUUUCUCUAAAUGGGAUGACAAUUCAGAUCCUUUUUGGAAGAAGGAAAGUAAUAAUAGAGAUGUUGAUGUAAUAUUAACUCCGAAAAAUACAGGAUUUUCAGACAGGCCUGCAUCUCGUCGUAAGCCUGAAUAUGAGCCAUCUUUAAGCACCGAUGAGGCACAAAAGAAAUUUGGCAACGUAAAAGCAAUUUCAUCAGACAUGUAUUUCGGAAGGCAAGAUCAUGCAGAUUAUGAAGCUAGGGCUCGACUGGAAAGACUUUCUGGAAGCUCCUCUAUAAGUUCAGCUGACUUGUUUGAAGAUCAGAAAAAGCAACCAGCAGGAGGCUACAACAUUACAAACGUCUUGCCUUCCGCUCCUGAUAUUGCCCAGUUUAAACAAGGAGUGAAAUCAGUGGCUGGAAAGCUCUCUGUACUCGCUAAUGGAGUCAUGACAUCUAUACAGGAUCGAUAUGGUUCUUAACAACUUGCAUAUCAAGUACACUAAAGAAGAGUUUCUCUUCAGAUGCACAAGUAAUCACACUGCUGAUUUGAAUAAAGGUUGCCUUAAGACUGUUAAUGUCUUUAAUUGUUCCAGCCUAUUUUUGUGCAGCUUUCUGGCGCAGCAUCUUUUUAUUGCUAUUUUGUCUUUACAGAGCAGAAAAUAUGUAGCAACUUGUUACAUGGCAUAUGCUUUUCUUUUUCUUUUCCUUUACAGUCCUGUAUUCCUCUUAGUGACCUCGAUGUUAGAUGUUGGGAGCUUUAUAUUAUUACUGCUUUUGUCUGUGAGGCAAGAAAAAGAAAGAAGGAUGAGCAUGUAUAUUAGAAAUGAGCUUUCCCAAUAGAAACCUCUGUGCACCUGCAUCCUCAGUUGCCAGACAUAACAUAUGUUCUGGCUGUCUUACAAGCUGUGGAGAAGAAAGUAAGCCUAUGCUGAGAUGGUAUUUAGUGGACUGUAUCAGAACAUAGAAUGAAGUUAAACCUGCAUUUAUCAGGAAGUAGAAGCUCUUGCAGUCGUAAAUUGAUGUGCAUUAAAGUGAUGGGGGAUCAAUAUUUUAAAACAAUUCUUCUGCAAGAAAAUGUUAUACUUAAUGUGAGGUAUAGGCACCUGGUAUUUUGAAUAAUAGAUUUCAUCUAGUUACGAGAACGAUCUAUUUAUUCCUGGUUUUGAAAGUUAUAAAAGAAAAUUGCAAUAUGGAAUCCUUAAGUGCUUUACAAACAAUCUGUAUUGUGUACAAAUUGAAAAACCUUAAAGUAUAUAAAGGGCCUAAUAGAGUAGUUAGUAAAAUACUUGUUAAAACGUUCAGAACAAUCACAGUCUUUUGAUAAAUAAUGAAAUUUUGGAUGAGGAAAUAUAGUAGAACUGUGUUUUAGACAGUUUAGAUUUUUUGUUGGUGACAUCUUGUAUAAAAAUGAUCAGAUCUUAAAGGAAAAACCUCACAACCAAGAAUGAGCUCGAGCUAAUUCUGUUCUGUAACUUUGUUUCUUAAUUCAAAUUUGUAAACUGCUGAUAUCUAAUAAAAAAAAUUGAUAUAAA